CCCCUUGCGAGCCCGGAGCGCUGCGUGCGGGGAUGCCGGAGCAGCGCCGCCCCGCAGCCGCAGCACGGGCAGACCCCGCCGGCUCCCGCGCAGCCUGCGCUCCUCCAGCGGGAGCCCAGUGACCGCCUCUCCCCUCCGCAUUUGAGCUAUGGAUCGCCGAGGCUUCCUCGCUCGUCCUGAGGAGCGGCGCUCGGCUGUGCUUCCAAGGAUUUGCUUUCCAAAUGUGUUGGCUCUGAAGGCGUGAAGAUCAAACUGAGCCUUUCCCGAAGGGAGAAUUUCCAUUCUGCUUGCCAAUAAUGCCCGAGUUACAAAUUUAAUGGCAGACCUUGAAGUAUAUAAGAAUUUAAGUCCAGAAAAAGUUGAAAGAUGCAUGAGUGUGAUGCAGUCUGGGACGCAGAUGGUGAAGCUGAAGAGUGGAACCAAGGGGCUGGUCCGUCUCUUCUACCUGGACGAGCACAGGACCUGCAUCCGAUGGAGGCCCUCCCGCAAGAGCGAAAAGGCAAAAAUUGUCAUCGACUCCAUUUACAAAGUCAGCGAGGGCCGGCAGUCGGAGAUCUUCCACCGCCACGCCGAGGGCAGCUUCGACCCCAGCUGCUGCUUCACCAUUUACCACGGCAACCACCUGGAGAGCCUGGACCUGAUCACGUCCAACCCCGAGGAGGCUCGCACCUGGGUCACGGGGCUCAAGUACCUCCUGGCCGGGAUCAGCGACGAGGACUCGCUGGCCAAGCGCCAGAGGACGCACGACCACUGGGUGAAGCAGACCUUCGAGGAGGCUGACAAGAACGGGGACGGGCUGCUGAACAUCGAGGAGAUCCACCAGCUGAUGCACAAGCUGAACGUCAGCCUGCCCCGCAGGAAGGUCCGCCAGAUGUUCCAGGAGGCAGACACAGAUGAGAACCAAGGAACCCUGAACUUCGAAGAAUUCUCAGUGUUUUACAAGAUGAUGUCCUUGCGUCGAGAUCUGUACCUGCUGCUCCUAAGCUACAGUGACAAGAAGGAUCAUCUCACUGCUGAGGAGCUGGCCCAGUUUCUGAGGGUGGAACAGAAGAUGAAUAAUGUGACACCAGAAUAUUGUCUGGACAUCAUACAGAAGUUUGAAGUGUCAGAAGAAAACAAGAAGCAAAAUGUUCUUGGGAUUGAAGGCUUCACCAGCUUCAUGCGCAGCCCGGCGUGCGAGGUGUCCAACCCGCUGCACCGCCACGUGCACCAGGACAUGCAGCAGCCCCUGUGCCACUACUUCAUCGCCUCGUCCCACAACACCUACCUGAGCGGGGACCAGCUGCUCUCCCAGUCCCGCGCCGACAUGUACGCGCGCGUGCUGCAGGCCGGCUGCCGCUGCGUCGAAGUGGAUUGCUGGGAUGGCCCAGAUGGGGAGCCAGUGGUGCACCAUGGCUACACCCUGACUUCCAAAAUCCUCUUCCGGGACGUGGCAGAAACCAUCAAUAAAUAUGCCUUCAUCAAAAACGAGUUUCCAGUGAUCCUGUCCAUUGAAAACCACUGCAGUAUUCAACAGCAAAAGAAGAUCGCCCAGUACCUGAAGGAGAUAUUUGGUGACAAACUGGACUUGUCAUCUGUGAGCACUGGAGACCCCAGGCAGCUUCCCAGCCCUCAGGAUUUAAAAGGGAAAAUCCUAGUGAAGGGUAAGAAGUUGCCCUGCAGCCUUGGAGCAGAUGCUGAGGAAGGAGAGGUUUCAGAAGAGGACAGUGCUGAUGAAAUUGAGGACGACUGCAAGUUAAAGCCCUGCUUUAGCAAUGGUGCAACUCAGCACCAGGUGGAAUCCUUCAUACGGACGAAACUGGAGUCUCUGCUGAAAGAAUCCCAAAUCAGGGACAAGGAGGAUCCUGACAGCUUCACUGUGAGGGCCCUGCUGAAGGCAACUCACCAGAGCUUCAGUGUGAACAUGAAGCAGAACUUAGACACAAAAGAAGGUGGAAAAAAGUCUCAUGGUCGAUCAUUAAUGGGGAACUUCAGUAAACACAAGAGAGCUGCCAAGGCAGCAGCCAAAGCCUACAGUGCCUCGGAUGAUGAGGACGGCCAGCAGCACCCUCCGGGCAAGGAGCUGGGGCAGCCCCACAGCAGGCUGGCCCGCCGCAGGAAGACAGUGAAGCUGUGCCGGGCCCUGUCGGACCUGGUGGUGUACACCAACUCCGUGGCAGCCCAGGACAUCGUGGAUGAUGGCUCCACAGGGAACGUGCUGUCAUUCAGUGAGACCAGAGCCCACCAGGCAGUGCAGCAGAAGGCUGAGCAGUUCAUGCUUUACAACCAGAGGCAGCUGACCCGGGUCUAUCCCUCAGCCUACCGGAUCGACUCCAGCAACUUCAACCCUGUUCCCUACUGGAAUGUGGGCUGCCAGUUAGUGGCCCUAAACUACCAGUCUGAGGGACGUGUGAUGCAGUUAAAUGAAGCAAAAUUCAGGGUAAAUGGCAACUGUGGUUAUGUCCUCAAACCUCAGCAGAUGUGUAAAGGCACGUUCAACCCCUACUCUGCUGAUCCACUUCCUGCCAGUCCUAAGAAGCAGCUGAUUCUGAAGAUCAUCAGUGGGCAGCAGCUCCCCAAGCCCCCUGACUCAAUGCUGGGGGACAGAGGAGAGAUCAUAGAUCCCUUUGUUGAGGUGGAGAUUAUUGGGUUACCUGUUGACUGCUGUAAAGAUCAGACCAGAGUGGUGGAUGACAAUGGGUUCAAUCCUGUGUGGGAGGAGACCCUCACCUUCACCAUCCACAUGCCCGAGAUUGCCCUGGUGCGCUUCCUGGUCUGGGACCACGACCCCAUCGGGAGGGACUUUGUGGGCCAGAGAACUGUGGCCUUCAGCAGCCUCGUGCCUGGCUAUCGCCACGUGUAUUUAGAAGGACUCACAGAAGCUUCCAUAUUUGUUCAUAUAAUCAUUAAUGAGACCUAUGGAAAGUGGAGCCCUUUAAUCCUCAAUCCCAGUUACACAAUAAUGCACUUUCUAGGAGCCACCAAGAGCAAGCAGCUGAUGGGGCUCCGAGGGCUCUUCUCCAAGGCGCCCAAGGCGGGCACGGCCGAGCCCAGCGGGCACCACGCGCGCAAGCGCUCCAUCGGCGAGCGCAUCCUGCGGCGCACGGCCAGCGCCCCGGCCAAGGGCAGGAAGAAGAGCAAGAUGGGCUUCCUGGAGGCUGCUGAGAUGAAGGACAGCGCCUCGGAGCCGGCAGACCUGAAGGACAAGGACGGGGUGCUGCGGCGGCCGAACCGCCCCUCGCAGGCGCGCCCCGCCUCCAUGCCCGUGGACAGGUUCCUCAUGGUGGAGCUGCCCUGCCCUGCACAGGACACUGCCCAGGAGGCCGAGGCAGAGGACAACACAUCUGCCAACAGUGAUGACAAUACAAAUGAGAAGGAAACAAGCUUGAAAGAAUUGGGUUCUCCACCUUCGGAGCAAAAGUCAAACGCUUCACAUUUAGCAUCUCAGUUCAAGAAGGAGAAUGACCAGAGGGAUUCUACAGCUGACUGUUUAGCACCACCUCCACAGGAGCAACCUGAACAUUUGGUUUUUGCAGAUGGUAUAGCUCAAGCAAAUCACCUUGUGGACUACCAGGAGGAUAAUCUCUCUGAUGGAACUGUCCCCCUAACGCAAGACUCUGACUCUGAACUUCCCACAGAAAAAUCACACCACAGAAACUGUGCAGACAGUAAAAAGGAAGAUGACACAACAGGAUCUAAGGAAGGGAAGACCAGUCUCAUAGGGACUUCUGUUUCUCAGAGCACAGAGGUGGAGAAUCACAAAUGUGACAUGAAGAAAAGCACUGCAGCACCUCUUUCCCCUUCUUCUGCCGAGUGCUCUGGGAGCCCUGACUGUCACUCCGCAGCAGCCCUGCAGGACAGUGACAUUUCUCACCUCAUUGAUGAAGUCUCUCUCUCGACUGAGAGCGAGCUGGACAGCGCUGUGUCCACUCUCAUUGGGCAGCUCGAUGGCACAGAUGACCAAACACCCCUUCCCCUUGUCUCCAGCCCCCACGGCAGCCAGACCCCCAGGGUGGGGAAUGCAGUCCCACACGUGUUUGCUGCAGACCUGAGCAGCUCCUGUAGGCACAACUUCACUCCCACAAAAUCCAACAAAUCCUCUUUAUUCUCCACUCUGGACACAGCCAUGUUCUCCAGCUUGGAGGAUCCAGAGUAUUCCACAUACACAGUUCUCCAUGAGGCAUCUCCACCUUCUGAAUGUAAGAGCCACAGGGCACUAGUCUGCAAGAAAAGAUUAAAUAAUCUAGAAAGUAACUUGCCCAGCUCUUCUUCCCUCUCUUUGCUAAACGCAAAUCCCAAAAGGAACUGUGCUACAAAAUCUGGACCAAGCUGGGAAGCCCCCGAGCCUGCCAGUUCCUUUGGGUCCAACAGCCUCAUCUUUGAGGAGGUGCUGGGGCGCCCUGUCCCUGGGGAGCACUCGGCCAGCAGCAGCCUGCUGGAGCUGGAUGGGGACUGCCAGGAGCUCCUGGUGACCGCCCGUGAGUACCGACGGGAGGACAUGAGCCAGCUGGCCUCGCCCGUGAGCCUGAGGCAGAGACAGGAGCCCGGGCACGGCGGGGACAGGACCGCUGGGAGCAGCUCGUCUGGCGGGGACAGGAGCUCGGGGAGCAGCUCCACCGGUGGGGACAGGAGCUCGGGGAGCAGCUCCACCGGGCACGGCGGGGACAGGAGCUCGGGGAGCAGCUCCACCGCUGCGCCCUGUGCCGCUGCCCGGCACUGCUCCAGGACCUGCGGGGCUGCAGGGAGCCAGCCGGCUGUCCCCGCGUGUGAGAGCACUGCGGGUUCGUGGCAGCAGCCCUCGGAGAAGCACAGGGCUGCCGUGUGUGCCCCCCAGGCCGGCUCAGCCUUUCCCCUGUGCCCCGGCGCUCUGCCGUUCCCCACACACCCGGCCAUCCAGCAGAGCAGCCCCUGCAAGUCCAAGAGCCUGGGAGACCUGACCUCGGAGGACAUCUCGUGCAACUUCGAGAGUAAGUAUCAGUACAUCAGCAGGAGCUUCAUCUCCUCGGGCCUGAGGGACGGGAAGCUGGCCGCCAUGCAGGGCGUGAGGCCGCACUCGACGGACGCGCUGACGGAGCAGCUGCGGAGGCUGCUGUCCCCGGAGCAGGAGGACGGCCGGGAGCCGCCGUGCCCCAGGCAGCCGGACGAGGACUGCCCGCGGGCCCUGGUGAGGAAGCUGUCGUCCCGCAGCCAGAGCCGGGUGCGGAACAUCGCCAGCCGCGCCCGGGAGCGGCAGGAGGCGGCGGGCAAGCCGCGGCCGUGCGGGGGCAGCGCCGUGCCCGGGGUGGUGCUGCGGAGCAAGGCCCCGGGGCCGCCGCUGGCCGCCAACCGGCACUCCACGGGCUCCUGCAUCGGCCGCUACCUGCGCGGCUGCCCCGGCGAGCGGCGCGGCGUGCCCGAGGGAGCCUGCUCCGCGCUGCAGCAGCUCGGCUGCGGGGAGCUGCGGUACGGCUGCGGGGAGCUGCUGCCCGGCUGCGGGGAACUGCGGCAGCACGGCUGCGGGGAACUGCCGCUGCCUCCCGGCGCCCAGGAGCAGCCCGAGAUCUAUUUCCUGCUCCGGCUCUAGGCACGGCCCGGCCCGGACUGCUGCUCUGCAGGGUACAGGAGCUGCUUGGAGCUUACAGUGUAUUUCAAAUAAGCAGUUUCAUGCCAGUAAGUCAGGGGUAGUUUAACGUGCCCCUUCCUGGCAGGGCUGAGGGAGGCAGGAGCCGCCCUCCAUCCUUUGGGGUGCUGCUGAUGGAGCCCGUGUGCAUUUGUAGCAUUCUGUGUCCGUAAUGCCGUGCUCCAAAGCCUGACAUUGCACUGAAGGCAAUACUGGUUUCCUUGUGUCUUGUCCUCCAGCUUGGAAAAACACUUUUGGCCUUUUGUGAGGAUUCUCCAAAGCACUGUGGUGUCUGGAAUGCUGGACUGGGGCUUGUUCUGCCCGACAGGCAGCAACCCUUCAUUAGCAUCACUUGUUCUGAAUUGUUACUAUAAAUUUUACAUGUUUUCAUGUAUGAACUGUGAGUCUGCAGCAAAUGGUUUGUAGAAUUAGGGUUAGUCCAGAUUUGUGAGUCCUGUGUAGAUUUGUCUUCUGCCCUCUCUACAAAGUGUGACAACAGUUGUCUUCCUCUUUGGUUACUGUGUUGGUUUGGGACAGAGUGGAAUGUGGGAGUAAUUAUACUUUUAUGAAUGAAAACACUUUAUUUCUGCUUAUUUUGUUAUGUAUUUUUGCUGUUGGUUGUGUGAGUAGCUUCGGUACAGUAGAUCCAUUUUCUGUAUAUUUGUAAUUUUAUUGCUGAAUUGUCGACAGUCAGUGGAAUAUUUAAGCUGACAUGGUAGAGUGACUAUUUUGACUGUUCACCUUUUUCUAUGAAGGCUGAAAGUGAAUUGGGUGAAGGAAUCUCAGAUACUUAAAGCUUCCCUGUAGGGAACAACAUAGCUUUAUUUUGGUUGGAAGAUACUCUAUGCCUUUGCUGUAAGUUUUUCUGAUAUGUCAAAGACGUACCUUUUACCUCUUUCUUUUGUAAUGCAGAG
This is a messenger RNA of Zonotrichia leucophrys gambelii, 6492 nucleotides long. It is a transcript of the gene PLCH1, whose product is annotated as phospholipase C eta 1. The record is from RefSeq and is a predicted model, not a curated record. The transcript is spliced from 23 exons. Gene Ontology annotation, biological process: phosphatidylinositol-mediated signaling; lipid metabolic process; release of sequestered calcium ion into cytosol. Lineage: Eukaryota; Metazoa; Chordata; Aves; Passeriformes; Passerellidae. Gene Ontology annotation, molecular function: calcium ion binding; phosphatidylinositol-4,5-bisphosphate phospholipase C activity. The coding region runs from base 317 to 5542 and encodes 1741 amino acids.